Molecule: messenger RNA, 743 nt
Organism: Sciurus carolinensis (gray squirrel)
Lineage: Eukaryota; Metazoa; Chordata; Mammalia; Rodentia; Sciuridae
Product: histone H2B type 2-F
Exons: 1
Coding region: 38-418 (126 amino acids)
Cellular component (GO): nucleosome
Molecular function (GO): structural constituent of chromatin; DNA binding; protein heterodimerization activity
Source: RefSeq, a predicted model, not a curated record
UCUUUUCCAGUGCGUUGUUUCUUUGCGGACAGAAACAAUGCCAGAUCCAGCGAAAUCUGCUCCUGCUCCCAAGAAGGGGUCGAAAAAGGCUGUUACAAAAGUACAGAAGAAGGACGGCAAGAAGCGUAAGCGCAGCCGAAAGGAGAGCUAUUCCGUUUACGUGUACAAGGUGUUGAAGCAGGUCCACCCUGACACUGGCAUCUCGUCCAAGGCCAUGGGCAUCAUGAACUCCUUCGUCAACGACAUCUUUGAGCGCAUCGCUGGUGAAGCUUCUCGCCUGGCGCAUUACAACAAGCGCUCCACCAUCACUUCUCGGGAGAUCCAGACGGCAGUGCGCCUGCUGCUGCCGGGCGAGCUGGCCAAGCACGCAGUGUCCGAGGGUACCAAGGCCGUCACCAAGUACACCAGCUCGAAGUAAGAGUGCACAAAGAAUGCGAUAGAUCAACUACUUUACCCCAAAGGCUCUUUUCAGAGCCACUUCAGUUAUCGGAGAAAAUGGCUGUAAACACAAAGGGGUUGUUAGCUUUUGUUUAGGUGCGAUGUGACAGUAGUCACGAAUACAUUUGGGUUUAGGAUUAGGAAACUAGUAUUACCCAAAUGAAUGUCUCAGUAAAGUCCCUACCAAGUCCUAGAUGGAAGCUUUGGUAUAAUAGCUGGGGAAAUAAGGUUUGGUUACCCUUUGGAAGAGUCUUUGGGAAGAGGCGGAGAAAUGUCAAAAGAGUGUGUUUUUAGUCUUCACUAGU